Messenger RNA from Scylla paramamosain (green mud crab), 2428 nucleotides. Its product is annotated as lys-63-specific deubiquitinase BRCC36-like. Gene Ontology annotation, molecular function: polyubiquitin modification-dependent protein binding; metallopeptidase activity. Lineage: Eukaryota; Metazoa; Arthropoda; Malacostraca; Decapoda; Portunidae. Gene Ontology annotation, biological process: double-strand break repair. The record is from RefSeq and is a predicted model, not a curated record. Gene Ontology annotation, cellular component: BRISC complex; BRCA1-A complex. The coding region runs from base 336 to 1154 and encodes 272 amino acids. The transcript is spliced from 8 exons.
CACUUUGAAUGCUGGUCAUCUCGGCCUACUGCUUACUAACUCGGUCCAUCGCGUAUUCAACUCAAAGAAAGACCUGCUAGAAAUUGCAAUAUUGUAUCGCAGUUAUAGUGGACAAACUGAUCAACAUGCUGUUAAUACUGGUGUUAUACGUCCAUCCAUCUAGAUCUCUUUCCUAAUGUCUAAGAAGUUUCACCAAUAACUCCCUAGCCAAGGCAUUCCUCUCAGAAUCAUAAGUGUAAGGGACUGUGAUUAAUCUCUAUGGUGACAAGUGACAGACUGACAAGAUGGCAUUAGACAAGACUGAACAAUAGCAGCACUGUCUGUCCAUUAGAACCAUGUGGGUGUCGCAGGUCCGGCUGGCGGUGGAUGCCUACCUUGUGUGUCUCCACCACGCCCUCACCACAGAGAAGGAGGAAGUGAUGGGUCUGCUGGUUGGGGAGUUCAGUGAGGGAAAAGAAGUGGUCUGUGACAUCCACUCAGCCGUGACACUCAGGAGGUCAGACAAGAGGAAGGACCGAGUAGAGAUAUCUCCAGAGAUGUUAAUUGAGGCACAGCAGAGAGCAGAGCAGAUGUCAGCAUCAAGUGGAAAGGAACUGCACAUUGUUGGCUGGUACCACUCACACCCUCACAUCACUGUGUGGCCUUCUGAUAUCGAUCUGCAGACCCAAGCCGGCUACCAGCAGAUGGACAGUCACUUCAUAGGACUCAUCUUCUCUGUCUAUAAUGAAGACAAAAAGACCAAGAUAGGCAACCAUCAAGUGACAUGCUUCCAAGCCAGCAACCAGAGCCCCGAAGGAGAGCCGCCUCAGUAUGUGCGCCUUCCUGUGCCCAUUGAGAUCCUGUCCACCCCAAUCCUGGCCACCAACAACCAGCAAGCCUUAGAUAAUCUGUGUUCUACGCUUCAUGAGGAACAGAGUGAAUUUCUGCAACUGUCCCGUCAACAAGCAGGAGAAGACCCCUUGACUCACCUCCACAAUAUUGCAGUGAUGGUGCAGAGUGUGUGUAGGCUGAGCAGUCUGGUUCUGGGGCCGUUGGUGUCUCGUGUGGAGGAGCAACUCAGUCACGUCCUCACCACCACAAAAUACCUCAAGCAGGAGGAGGCACACAUGAAGAAAUUACCUGCUGAAAACAAUGUUGCUCUUCCUGACCCAUAGAAAGGCAACUAUUGUUUUAGAAAUACAUUCAAAUACCAAAGUGCUUCAUGCCAAGGCUUGUUAAUAUGAACAGAUUCUUCUCUUAUCUGCAUUAUAGUGCUUUUUUAAUGUGUUUUAAUGAUAUAUAAUGAUGGGGACAUUGUUUGUGUUAAGUUUGACAAAUAUAGACAUGAAUUUAGAAGUCAAAUGUUCAUCAUCCAUAGAUUAAGCUAUGUAUGUCACCCAUUUCCUAUUUAUAAUGAUUAUUUUUUAUUUAUCUUGCUUAUAUUUGUUGACAGUGGUCUUACUUUCCUAUUGAUUAAUGUCAUACAAGCCACUAAUGAGCCUUGGUAUUGAAGAGAUCAAUUUUUGCUCUAUUUUUGUAGAAUUUGGAGGCUUUGUAGGAAGAUUUUCUUUUGCUAAAUAUCAUCAAUAUUAACUGAUUUUUACUUAACCCUUCUUGUCAUGUCUUCCUGUACAGGGCAUGGAGCACACUUAGUUGUAUGAAGGGAUGGGCCAGAUUUACAGUAUGUAGGGAUAGAUCAGACUGAUAGCAUGCAGGGAGUGCCUGACCACUGACGAGCAUGAGCCAUCACUUGGGGACACUUAUACCCAAGAGCCUUAAAGCAGUUUUUAUUUUUAUUUUAAACUUUUUAGCAUUUUAUUUUAUUUUUUUUUCUUUCCCUUUCGUAAGGAGUACAUAUUUUCAAAGAUCACCAAGAUGAUUACCAGGAUCCUCAUGAGUGUUUUUCCCAUUGACAAUAUUAUGGAAACACAGUUUAAAAUCUCAACAACUUCCAGUAGAGGUUGUUAAACAUAGUCAAAUGACAGUGAUGUGUUUGAGAAUACUCCUCCAGGAUGUAUUGUUUGCAGUAUGUGUUGUAGUGUCCGUAAGCACACAGGGAUAAUAUAUGCACACAAAUAAGUAUUAAUUUUUUAAUAUAAAAUAAUAUUAUAUACAUUACAUCUAAGUAAUAUUUUGAUAUAUAGAAUAAAUAUAUGAAGUUUAUGUAAUGCCUUUUUUCUAAUGUCCAAAUUUCAGUGAAAAGGUCUAGAAAAGCGCGUGACAAUGGCCGAAAGUCAGAUUGAUAUACUCUGUGCUUGAUGCACAGAGUAACUGUUGUGGGAAUUAGCGCAGACGAGAAGAAAAGCUCGUGACAAGUAAGCAAAUACAAAAUUUAAUGAAAGAUCAAGUAAAACUAGACUUGUUUUUCUUGCAUCCACACACACACACACACACACACACACACACACACACACACACACACACACACGCACACACACACACACACACA